AUGCACCGGGACAGGCCACAUGGAACAAUCACCGCGGAAAACGCUCGUCCACCCCCAGAGGACCCGCAGCGUGAGGGGCCCCAUCCGGGUGCCGAUGGCGGUAUCCUGCCCGCGGACUUGCAAGCGUGGGUGCGGGCGCAGCACCCUGAGACUGGUGAGCAGGCUGUGGCUGUGCUGGAGGAUCUGGAGAGGGAGCUAGAUGAACCUCCGGAGCAGGUCCAAGCCCAGUCAGAAGGACAGGACACACUCCUGGACAAGUUGGCCCCCUCCGGGAGACCACCUGAGUCACUGGCUGCCCAGCUCCUCCCCAAGAAGACCCAGCAGGAGCCCCAGGCGAAUGGUGAUAAAACCAGGACUGAGAAUUAAGAGUUAUCCUGGAAAGAAGAUUCUGUGCCCAAGGACACGGAAUUUCUCGGGAAGGUAAACAGCAAAGUGAACAAAGACUUCCCUCAGCAUCCCAAAUCCAAAGAUGCUUCCGAGAGUGCGGGCAGGCCAGAGAGGCGACGGGAAAGAAGACACUACAAGUGUGAUGACUGUGGGAAAAGCUUCAGUCACAGCUUAGCCCUUAGUAAGCACAGGAGAACUCACACUGGAGAGAAACCCUAUAAAUGUGAUGAAUGUGGGAAAGCCUUCAACCAACGCUCACAUCUCAUCGGACAUCACCGAGUGCACACUGGAGUGAAGCCCUAUAAAUGUGACGAGUGCGGGAAAGAUUUUAGUGGGCGCUCAGGUCUUGUUCAGCAUCUGAGAAUCCACACAGGUGAAAAACCCUACAAGUGCGAGGAGUGCGGGAGGCCCUUUCAGGUAAGUUCAGCCCUUAUUAGACAUCAAAGAAUUCAUGCAGCAAAAAGAAACACCAGUUCCUUAGCAGCUCAGGUCUGAUUAGAGACUUUAUGAGUAUCCUGAAUGAAGUCAAAGCUUCGAGCAUCAUUAAAAAUUUCCCUGGCAUCACAGAAUCAGGCAAGGGCAUUUUAGUUCUUUUCUGUGAGGUGCCAGGUAUGUAAUUAGGUUGAAGUAGAUGAGAACUGCUUUUGGAAUUACUAACUAAAACGAUACAAUUUGUUUACCAUCAUUGUUGAUAUAAUGGCCUAAAUACCUAAAUAUUUAUUCCUUUUUUAUCUUUAGUAGGGGAUAUAAUCAUUUUGUGCAGUUUUUUUCUUUGCCAAUGAUAAAAAAAGGAAACCAUGAGAAAAGUCAGCAGGCUAAAGAAGACAAAUGGGAAGGGAAGCAGUAAGUGAGGAGUAGCAGCUGCCAGCACAGGCAGUAGGGGGUGUAAUGAGUGUGUUCAGGAUCUGUAACUCCAGACACGUCGCUUCUCUUCUGAAUACAAACCAGUGAUUUUCAACUGCUGUGUCACAGGAAUUUUUAAAACACGCAGUACUUGUUUAGUCAGGGGCACUGACCUCAUUUCCCUUAGAUUGUCAAAGAAAAAAAUGACAACAGCCAACACAACAAUAGCUGCCUGGUAUGAAUGAAUCAAAAUUAUACCCAUUUUUGUCAGGUCAGCAAAAACUAUAUUUUUGAUGUGCUGCGGAGUUUCAGUACUUAAUUCAUGCGCUCCUCCAGAUGAAAAAGGUUGGAAGUUGCUGCUGUGACCUGAGGCACAUGGUUGAGGUUGGUCUGGAGCUGCAUUCUCCGGUGUGGUAGCUGGUCCCAGAGGUGGUCGUAUAAAUUCACACUGAACACAAGGAGAAUGGAAAGUUCAUUUCCUUAGUGACAUCACAUUUCAGUGCUCAGUAGCCAUGUGCAGCAAGCAGCACCUGUGUUGGACAGCACAGACCGAGACCAUUUUCAUCACUGAGUUGUAAAGGGCACCGCUGUCCUGGUCAACCACAGAUGAAAUGCCUUCCAGCUCUGCCGCUGUGACUUCUGAGUUCAGGGAGGCAGCCGGAGACACCUGAGGAGGCUGCAGUAGCAGCAGAAAGUAAAAUAUACACCAGAAGAAAACAGUUGAGUAAUAAUGACACUUUUUGGCUAUAAAAAGGAGGUUUAUUCUACUUGGAGGAAGGUGAUUACUAAAGUAAGUGUAACAGCCUAAUAAUUUAAAUUAAAAGCUUAAGAUACUAUCUCAUCUCUAUGAAGAGCAUAAUUACAAGGUAGCAUCCUGUCAGGUAACCUACACCAGCAGGAGAGUGGGAGGCCUGGGACACCAGUACUGUGAGAUGUGUUAGCACUUCGUGGACUUGAACUGAGUAACGUGAUGGGAAUUGUGGCCACGGCCCAGCACCUUCAAACUUGCAGCAUUGUCCAACUCUUAGGACCCACGGGUUCCAGGACCAGAAUGACCAGGGAGUGACCUAAUUUCUCAUUAAGAGACAAUUACACGCUUGCUUUUUGCAUUGUGUACUGUGUGUCUGCUACUGUUGAUGUUGAUUCUGAAGUGCCACCCUAGUGUCCAUUACCCGGUGUGACCAGAGAGGCGAUGAUAGGAGUUGGGACAGAACACUCUGGGGCCAGGGACCUCUGGAAGGAUGUAGGCAGGAGAGGAGAGUCCAGUGGGAUCUGGGAUAACAGCAGACAUGAGACAAGGGAGAGAAGAGGCUAAAGGAUGGCGGGGCAGGAGCUGGACCUAUCUUCACAGGCCCGUAGAAUCCACAGGAAACUGGUGGGGAGGGUGCGAGCAGUUGGAGAGAAGAGCUCGUGUGUCGGGCACUGAUCAGAACCACUGGGUUCCAGCAGAGCCAUCCUGGGUGGGCUGCGCAUGCUCUGAAACAGCCCCGAAUGUGGAAGGCAGUUACUCAAAUAGUUGUCAAAAACAUACGUGUUUUUCUCCCAUCUUUUUGGAGGGAUUUUUUAAGGGAGACAAGAACUCCCUAAAGAUGGGAGUUUUCCUGAACUAGCUGGACAGGUGUGA
Artibeus jamaicensis (Jamaican fruit-eating bat) is the source of this 2854-nucleotide messenger RNA. RefSeq names its product zinc finger and SCAN domain-containing protein 16-like. The record is from RefSeq and is a predicted model, not a curated record. Gene Ontology annotation, molecular function: DNA-binding transcription factor activity, RNA polymerase II-specific; RNA polymerase II cis-regulatory region sequence-specific DNA binding. Lineage: Eukaryota; Metazoa; Chordata; Mammalia; Chiroptera; Phyllostomidae. Gene Ontology annotation, biological process: regulation of transcription by RNA polymerase II.